AUGGAUGUCCUGGUUUUGUGGGCCGAUGGAACACGAAAUGUCGUCGAUUCCGGCGAACUGAAGUUGAUUGGGUGCAAAACACUAUCUAUUGGCUGCAAAGUGAAAAUGCUUUACGAAGGCAAAUGGUAUUCAGAAGAAGUGCGUGCUGUCGAAAAACUGGAUGAAAGUGGAUGGCAGCCAUCAGAAGAUAUAGUCGACGAGGAUUUGUCAGUUAGCUCGGACGAUCUCCCACUUAGUACUUUUUGUAAGAUAGUGGAAGAAAAAUCAAUGGUCAGUGUUUCCUUUGGUAAGGGAAACAGAAGUAGCUCUGACGACGAAGAUGGUCCCUUACGUUAUUUCGCCAAGAAAGCUUAUGGAAGUAAAAUGGACAUUGAAGCUGAAACCAACGAAUAUGAUUCUUUCUCUGAUGAUUCAGAUGCCGAUCCUUCAUUUGGUAAAUGUGAAGUGCGAUGGUGCAAAGACGAAGUAGGGCCGCCUGCCACAAAUGUGAAAUCCUCUUAUGUUGGAAUCAUUAUCAUGGAAUCAUGA
Molecule: messenger RNA, 528 nt
Organism: Acanthoscelides obtectus
Lineage: Eukaryota; Metazoa; Arthropoda; Insecta; Coleoptera; Chrysomelidae
Source: the annotation of a GenBank genome assembly